GACACUCGCUGCACUGUCUGUUCGUGCGUGAAUGUCUGUGAGUGUGUGUGUGUGUACGCGCGUCCUCAACUUCCUGCUCGGUGCCCGCGCACCCACCGUCUCGUCAGUGUUGAUCGGCUCGCCAUGGCGGAAGGACGCAGAGAACAGCCGCCCCAUCCUCUCCUCUCUUUACCACCGGCCAGCAAGCGACCCUGCCUGCGCCCCGCUCCCCGAGGUCCCGGCCCAGGGCCCGGUCACGGCAGCGGGUUGCCCAGCUCCCGGUAUCGUUCUCCGGAGUCUCUACUAGACUGCGCCGCGAAGGCAGUAGCGGAAAAGUGGGCCUUCGAGCGGGUGGAGGAGCGCUUCGAGCGGAUCCCGGAGCCCGUCCAGCGCCGCAUCGUCUACUGGUCUUUUCCCCGCAACGAAAAGGAGAUAUGCAUGUACUCGUCAUUUCAGUGCCGAGUCGCCGGCGAGGAGGGUCAGUCGGCGGCUACCGGCGGGACUGGGGGCGCUGGGUCCGGAUCUACAACCGCCGGCGGUGGGGGAGGAUCUACCGGUACGACGGCCACCGUGGGGGCAGCCGGAGCAGCGGGGACGGGGGACGGACUUCCUUUCCGCCGGGGUAUCAGGUUGCUGGAGACCGGUUGUGUGGAAAGCGUUUUACAAGUCGGCUUUCACCUCAGCGGCACAGUCACUGAACCCGCCACGUCGUCCGAGCCAGAGGUCACCCACAAGGUCGCCAUCAGCUUCGACCGAUGCAAGAUCACCUCGGUCACCUGCGGUUGCGGCAACAGGGACAUCUUCUACUGCGCCCACGUGGUGGCGCUCUCGCUUUACCGCAUUCGCAAGCCCGAGCAGGUGAAGCUGCGGUUGCCCAUCUCAGAGACGUUGUUCCAGAUGAACCGGGAUCAGCUGCAGAAGCUGGUCCAGUACCUGAUCACGGCCCACCACACCGAGGUGCUGCCCACAGCUCAGAAACUGGCCGACGAGAUCCUCUCUUCAAACUCUGAGAUCAACCAGGUCCAUGGCGCUCCUGACCCAACUGCAGGCGCCAGUAUCGACGAUGACAACUGCUGGCAUCUGGACGAGGACCAGGUCAGGGAGCAGGUGAAACAGUUCCUCUCCCAGGGAGGAUACUACGGCUCUGGGAAGCAACUCAACUCCAUGUUCGCCAAGGUCAGGGAGAUGCUACGAAUGCGAGACUCCAACGGCGCCCGCAUGCUGACGCUCAUAACGGAACAGUUCAUGGCGGACCCCAGGCUGUCGCUAUGGCGACAACAGGGCACAGGCAUGACGGAUAAGUGUCGGCAGCUCUGGGAUGAGUUGGGUGCAUUGUGGGUGUGCGUGGUGCUCAACCCCCACUGUAAGAGCGAAGAGAAGAGCGGCUGGCUGAAGCAGCUGAAGAAGUGGGGCGACCUGGACGUCUGCCCGCUGGAGGACGGCAACUACGGCAGCGAGCUUCCAAACAUCACCAACGCUCUGCCGCAGAGCAACCUGGCACAAGACUCUCUGUCCAGGCCGAGGAGGUCAGUGUUCAGCCGGGCCGUCGAGGCCUGCGACCUCCACUGGCAGGACAGCCACCUCCAAAGGAUCAUCAGCAGCGACCACUACGUGUCUCCGUCCUACCAGAGGGAGGGGGAGAGCCUGCUCUUCAACCCGCAGGGGCUGCCGCUCUGGCUCGACCACGUCCCCACGGCGUGCGCUCGCGUCGACGCCCUGCGUUCCCACGGCUACUCGAGGGAAGCCCUGCGAUUGGCCGUGGCCAUCAUCAACACGCUUCGCCUCCAGCAGCAGAGACAGAUGGACAUCUACAAACACCAAAAGAAAGAGCUUCUCCAGAGGGGCGUGACUUCCACCACCAACCUGGAAGGCUGGGUGGGUCAUCCCUUAGACCCCAUCGGCUGUCUGUUCAACACGCUCACCGAGACCUGCCGCAUGGACGACGACAACUCGAUGGACACCGGAGAAGGCGACCCCAGGCCUCCGGUCUACCACCACGUACCAGUGUGGGGCAGUUCCAGUGGAGGAGAGUCCUACCUGACCUUGGCCUUAGAGGUGGCUCUGAUGGGUAUGGGCCAGCAGAGGAUAAUGCCCGAGGGCCUGUAUGCUCAGGACAAGGUGUGUCGUAACGAGGAGCAGAUUGUCGCAAAACUUCAGGAGCUGGAGCUGGGCGACCUCCUGGUCCAGACUCUACGGAAGCAAGCCAUCCAGCUACUGGAAGCUGGUCCAUUCAGUGGCCUGGGCGAGGUCAUCCACCGGGAGAGCGUCCCCAUGCACACCUUCGCCAAGUACCUCUUCUCCGCCCUGCUGCCGCACGACGCCGACCUGGCCUACAAGCUGGCCCUCCGCGCAAUGAGGCUGCCGGUGCUGGAGUCCUCCACAGGCUCAGGGGACGUGGGCCACCCUCACCACGGCAUCUCCAUAGUACCAAGCAGGUACCCACGCUGGUUCACGCUGGGACACCUGGAGUCCCAGCAGUGCGAGCUGGCCUCCACCAUGCUCACUGCUGCUAAAGGUGACAUGUUGAGAUUGCGGACGGUGCUGGAGGCCAUCCAGAAAAACAUCCACUCCUCUUCCUUAAUCUUCAAGCUGGCCCAGGAUGCCUUUAAAAUUGCCACACCUGCAGACAACCCGCCUGAUAUCACCCUGCUCAACGUGGCACUGGAGCUGGGACUGCAGGUGAUGAGGAUGACUCUGUCCACACUAAACUGGAGAAGGAGAGAGAUGGUCCGCUGGCUGGUAACCUGUGCCACUGAAGUCGGUCUGCGGGCGUUGGUGAGCAUCUUGCAGAGCUGGUACACCCUCUUCACGCCGACCGAGGCCACCAGCAUCGUGGCGGCCACCGUCAUGUCCCACAACACCAUCCUGCGCCUCAGCCUGGACUACCCGCAGCGCGAGGAGCUGGCCAGCUGUGCCAGGACGCUGGCCCUGCAGUGCGCCAUGAAGGACCCCCAGAACUGCGCCCUGUCUGCCCUGACGCUCUGCGAGAAGGACCAUAUCGCCUUCGAGACGGCCUACCAGAUCGUGAUCGAGGCGGCGUCCACGGGCAUGACUUACUCGCAGCUGUUCACCAUUGCCAGGUACAUGGAGCACAGAGGGUACCCGCUGCGCUCCUUCAAGCUGGCCUCCCUCGCCAUGACCCACCUCAACCUGGCCUACAACCAGGACACGCAUUCCGCCAUCAACGACGUGCUGUGGGCCUGCGCGCUCAGCCACUCCCUGGGGAAGAACGAGCUCGCCGCCAUCAUCCCCCUGGUGGUGAAGAGCGUGCACUGCGCCACCGUGCUCUCCGACAUCCUGCGGCGGUGCACCAUGACGGCGCCGGGUCUCGCCGGGAUUCCCGGGAGAAGGAACUCUGGGAAGCUGAUGUCAACAGACAAAGCGCCGCUGCGGCAGCUGCUGGACGCCACGAUCUCGGCGUACAUCAACACCACGCACUCUCGACUGACGCACAUCAGCCCGCGGCACUACGGGGAGUUCAUAGAGUUCCUGAGCAAAGCGCGGGAGACUUUCCUGCUGGCACAGGACGGCCAUAUUCAGUUUGCUCAGUUCAUAGACAACCUGAAACAGAUCUACAAGGGCAAGAAGAAACUGAUGAUGUUGGUCAGGGAGCGCUUUGGCUGACCACGCCCCUCCCUCACAGGGACGCUCUUCUCGGGAAGUAGUUUGACCUUUUUGUUUCUAUUUAAAGUUAUUUUGGAUUCCUUUGUAUUUUUACUUCUUCUGUUGAGCCAUUUGUUGACUGAGUCUUAAGUUUUUGUCCUGUUUUGUUGUUUUGUUUCUUGAAUGUGAACCAGGAAGUGUUGCUCUGUUUCAUUGAGACCAUCUAUUCAAACCAUCAAGUCAAAAGAAAUCUUUUGGGGGAUUUGGCACAUGAGGAUUCAAAAACCAAAAUAUUUCGUUGGAUAGGUCUACUUACUUUAAAAAGGCCAAGAGGAAGUGGUUUCCAAAAUGGAAGGAACGUGUCAUUCCAAAAGAGCGCUCUGAUGUCGUUGCAUAACGUCAUACCUCCACUGUAUUAUUUGUCAGCUUUAACUUCUCUAUCUGAAGAAUUGGCCUUAUCUUUCAUUCAGAACACACACCUACACGUGGCGUACUAACCGGUUCCUACACAUCUGCUGCUCAGUGCGUUUCUUAAAGGAGGGAAGAACCAAGUUGCUUCACAGCUCUGAUAAACGACUGGGUCUCAAUCUGUGGAGCUACAACUGCAGUGUUGUACAGCUAUUCGUGGGCAAAACCUUUCAAAUCCAGACGACCCUCCUGUCGUCACCCGUCACUUGCUGGAUUGGGAUUUAGUCCAUAAGCAAUAACACUCUGUGCUUCAUCAGCCAGCGGCUUUCAUUUCAUGUCUUUUUGUGUUCUGUUAGGAAGCUCUGAAAGAUGUUGGGACCUGUGUUGAUUUGAGCGUACUCGAAUCAUAGCUCAAGUCCCUUUUCCAUCUCAAGACGUUUCUACGGAACUUUUCCAUGAACCAGCAAUCUGGUUCCUAUGUUGGUUCUAUCGGUCGUGGUUCCUACCCCUGACACCCUGGCAGAUAGGACUUUGGACUAUCGGGGGGACCUAUGCAGCACUUGUGACUAAUCAAAUAAGCACUAUUUAAAAACGUCACCUCCAGAAUGGUUGAGUAGUACUGUACAGCAAGAGAUGAGACGUUUCAAACAGUAUAUGGGACUGGUGACGAGGAACAAGCCUCUGCUUGUAUAUUUAGAAUCAAAAAGCCUACCAAAAUAUAUAUUUUUUGAAUUUAUAGUAGGACAAGGCUUUUCCCACUUAUACAUCUGCACUAAAUGAUAACGUUUAUAGAUCAACUGAUCAUGUGUGAUGUGAAUUGGUUGUUUAUAGUCACUAACAAAGCCAAACAACUCUGCUGCACGACCAAGCCCUUUAGCUCAUUUAAAUUGACCGCUAUCCCCAUCCUCUUUUUUUUCACACGCUGCUCCGUCUCGGCCUCAUGUGUCAGGUCUUAUGUUAGCAUCUGUUGCUAGUGUGUUAGCCAGAGAUGAUACUUCAUUGUUGUGUUAGCAUGGCUGGACCAACAAGUGUUAACGUUUGGAUAAACUCUAACAAAAAUUAAAUCUAAAAGAUUUAAAACCACAGUCAUUGCAGUAAUCAUACCACACUCUGGCUAAGGCACACAUUCAUAUGCUCAACUAAGUUGAUCCUGAUUUUUGAUAUUCCUCCAGUUCUGUGGUGCUCGUGAUGGAAAAGAGUCUCCAGUUACUGAAGGCUACUGGUUGUGAUGGUUCUCAAAGGGUUAAAGAUACGUGUGCUUCAUGAUGACUUAUUCCAACAUGUAUGACACCACAUAGCUGGGCACAAGGAGUCCUUGUGUGCACGAGGGACGUCCAUGCUCCCCCCUCUUUACCGUCAUCGUAUAAGCACUUCACACAAAUACCUCUUCAGUCCGUUCCUGCCUGCUUCAGCGUUUAUUUAUUGAUUGUGUUGGUAAAUCUGGAUGUCUGAGUAGGAAUCACACACACACACACACACACACACCCAACUAGAAAAAGGUGAGAAAAGGAGGAAGACUUUGUCGUCUGCUUUUACAUUCCAUGCGCGUCCCACUGGCCCCUCCACAGGUCGUCGGGUCUCUCCUCCCAUCUGAGGACACGCAGGGAGAGCAGCAGAGGAACCAAAAGGCUGUCGCUCAGUUCUCAGGGACAUCACUUAAAGAAACAAAACAAAAGGUAGUAGCAUUAAGCGUUUAAGAUAUUGUAAAUAUGAAAGUGUCAAUUCAGAAAAUUGUAAAGUUAUAAUUAUUUAUGAUAAGUAUGUUAUGCGUUUGUUAUUACUUUAUUUUUCUGUUCUUUUGGCGGGGGGGUACUUGAACUGUUUUGGACGGGGAUUUGACAGAGUUUUCCUUUUUUUUUUUUAAAAGAGCAAAAACUUCAAGGCAUUUCUCAGGUGCUCCUGUGUGCAUUGCUUUGCUAUAACGGCUCCAAUUAUUUGUUUUUUUAUAUUGGUUUUUAAAGACAAAAGAGAAAGUGUGUCUGUACUGAAUGAAAAGGAGGAAAGGCAUCCAUUUGUAAACAGAUCCGUACCCGACUAUGCAGAACCACUUUGAUGGUCUCGUCACCUCUCCAGGACUCCUUAAGUGUGGAAGAAGAGACUCUGUGGACUAAACCACUACUAAACGGGGGGGGGGGGG
Messenger RNA from Pungitius pungitius (ninespine stickleback), 6127 nucleotides. It is a transcript of the gene zswim5, whose product is annotated as zinc finger, SWIM-type containing 5. The coding region runs from base 124 to 3603 and encodes 1159 amino acids. The record is from RefSeq and is a predicted model, not a curated record. Gene Ontology annotation, cellular component: Cul2-RING ubiquitin ligase complex. The transcript has 16 exons. Lineage: Eukaryota; Metazoa; Chordata; Actinopteri; Perciformes; Gasterosteidae.